Messenger RNA from Camelina sativa (false flax), 1642 nucleotides. RefSeq lists its product as uncharacterized. The record is from RefSeq and is a predicted model, not a curated record. Lineage: Eukaryota; Viridiplantae; Streptophyta; Magnoliopsida; Brassicales; Brassicaceae.
AUGAACAGACUUCAUUUCAUCUAUAUAUUACGUAUGCAUUUGUGCAUGUAAUGAAGUUAAAUUAGCUCGUUGAUGAUGGCGGCACUUCUUUAUCUCAUCACCCUCUUUUCUCUCCCAGCCAUAAUGGUUACAUUAGCAGAAAGUAUAAGCAUUGACUGUGGAUCAACGGGAUCUUACAUUGACUCCAACAAUGUAACAUGGCUCGGAGAUAAAGGCUUUGUCACCACUGGUGAGCCUAUGAAGAUUCCGGACGUUGUCACAAAGCCCAUGAACACUCUCCGGUACUUCCCAACCGGUCAAACCAACUGCUACUCCAACAUUCCGGUGACCAAAGGCCAGAAAACGCUCGUGAGGACGAGCUUUAAAUACGAAAACUACGAUGGGAAGUUCUCGCCACCAUCUUUUGACGUUAUUUAUGACCGCAAACACCGUGACUCUAUUAAAAUUACUGAGUCGUUGCUCAACGACGAAGAAAAUUUCUAUUUCUCGGAGGUGAUAUUUGCUCCGGCAAAUGAGAAUAUCAGUGUAUGCUUCUUCCGGACGUCUCCGUCCUAUAACCCUUUUAUAUCUUCUAUUGAGGUUUAUGGUAUGGACGCUGGCAUGUACAACGAUCUUGGUCCUAACGAAGGUCUCCUUCUCCAAGAAAGAAUGGCGUACGGUGCUGAAGAGAUUAUAAGCUACCCGUUAGACCCUUACGGUAGGCUAUGGUCCGCGUCAGGAUCCCAAGAAACCCCAACACUGACCGAUCUAUCGACCUCAGCCCCAUCAAUAGACAUCACCCGAGCGUCGAACAAGCCGCCGGAGAUUGUUAUGUCAAAGGCAGUGUCAGGAGACGGCUUAAAAAUUUCUUAUGAGGCUCUACCCUUAACCGGGAUAACGGUAUACUUGGUUCUUUACUUCUCAGAACCUGAGAGUCUAGGUCGGACCCAAAGAAGGUCUUUCAACGUUUUCUUGGACACCACUAACGUGGGUUCGCGUCCCAUUGUACCGGUGUUUGGGGAAGCGACUCAAUUUGUUUUGAGAGAUGUAGUGGCCACGUCGAUGUCCCAGAUAAUCUUUCAGUCAACCGAUGACUCGGAUUUGCCGCCCCUCAUCAAUGGGUUGGAGCUGUACUCAAUAAGUAACAGCAACCAAGACACCCAAGGUCCCGGAGCUACGGAACCACACAAAAACAAUGCCGUAGAAGAUGUGACGAAAAUAAAGGGAGGAAAGAAGAAGAAAAACAAAUUACCACUUAUUUUUGGUGUUACGUUUGCUUCUGCGUUUGCAAUUCUCUCAUCCGGUUUUGGGGCUAUUUUCUUGAGAAGGCGUCAAAACGCAAGACCACACUCCAACACAACACCGACUAUGUCCACAGGGCAUGGAACAAACACGGGGAUGUCGCCACUAGUUGAACAGCAGUUCGUCAGCGACACGAAUGAUUCGUAUGUUGUUCAAGAAGAACAUCAUUGACAUGGACCCUACAUUUCUUUUCUUAUUUAUGAUUUUUCUUUAUUUUAUAAAUAAAAAUUCUUUUGAAUUUUAUAUCCGACCAACAAUUGUUAUAACUCACUAGUAGGAAAUGGUAGUAACAUAUAAAAUGCCAAAUCUAAAACCUUAUCUGAAUAGUGAUUUUGUAAGAAGUGUACUUCCGUGGUUUUGA